AUGUUGAGGUCAACAGUAAGAUCUCGUUCAGUUAACCUGAAUCUUGCAGUUUCAUCUAGUACUGCGUCAAGUCUAAGCUCGCGUUUUAUUGGUUGUAAUGACAGCUGUAAGAGGUAUAUUUCGUCAAAAGGUUCUAAUCUCCUUGCAUCUUUGGACGUGAACAAUAGUUCUGUAAAAUCAUCAUUUGAAGUGGCCCCUCAACAAAGGAAACUUAAUAAGCCCCAAAUAGAUUUGGGUUUUUGGAAGUCUUCCAAGUUUAGCAUAAAUCCAAAUUUUGAACCUUUUGAUAGAUCUUACAGGUCAAUAAUAAACAGCUCUUCAACAAAUAGAAGUGUCAUGCAAUUAUGGUCUUUAUUAGAAGCUUGUUUGUGUUCUAACUAUGUCGAUCGUGCAUUUCAUAUUUUAGAGUCACUAUACGCCAUUAAACCACAUAGGAUUAACUUUAUCGAUGAUUACAACAUGUAUUUGUCAUAUUUAGCUGAUUCUGGUAAAAUAAAAAAAUUAUCUGACUUGAGUCUAAAAGUUACACGUGAUUUAGAGAAGCAUUUCCCUGAUUCUACUUAUAAUGACAGAACGAUAGCAAUAUUGGUCCAUUUUGCAUUAUCUUUUUCAAAGCGUUCCGAUUUUGGAUCAUAUAUCACUGAUAUUAAUACUUUUUUUUCAAUGUCCAACAAUAAAAAUGCUAAAAAAGCUGUGCUUAAGAAUACAGAUAUUUUUACUUUAAAUGAUUAUAAAUUACUACGUGAUUUGAACCUAGUUGAGGCUUCUGAAUUACCAAUAGCGAUUCGAAAUAUAUUUGAUAAAAAUCCAUCUUAUCCUUCAGAGGAUACAGAAAAGACGAUACCGCCCAUAAAAAGUGCUAAAUCAAUCCCCGAAACUAAUACAAACGAUUUAAAAAAUGACGACCCAACUUUGCAACAAUUAAAAACAUCUCCUUCUGAAGAGGCAAUUUUAGAUCCAGACGAUACAGAAAUAUCUAAGAAAUGGGAUCUUAAUGAAAAUAUUGAUACAAUUGAAAAAGAUGCUGGAGAAUUGCUGUCUGUCGACACAAUUGGUAUGAAAGUCAUUAGACAUAGUUUACAAGGAUUGUCACUAACUGAAACUCAGAAACAAAAAAUUGCUUCUUUUAAUUUUGAUAGCGAAACCUCCAUCUUAGCAACAAAGCUAGAAGAUAAAUCCGUAGAUUUCUAUGAAAUAUAUUGCUCAUUGAAAACUGAUGCAGAAAGAGAGAAGUUUGAUGAGUUCUUAGAAAACUUUAAUCAAGAUAGACAAAGAGUUUUAGAAACUAGGUCUACAGAAGCUGCAAAGGAAAGAUGGAAACAUGAUUUCAUGGACGCCAAAUCCAGAGGUGAAGCUCCAUUCGAGAAAAAGCUAAAUGUUAAAUUAUGGGAGUGGUAUUCACAAAUGUUACCAUUAAUUAAGAAAGAAGUGGAGCAGGCAAAUGAAUUAUUACAAGAUUCUUUAAUUGAUAAGCGGAAAGCCGGGGGUAUAUCCUCUGAUUAUGCUCCUUACUUAAACUUGGUUGAUCCAGAGAAAAUGUGUGUCAUUACAAUUCUUGAGCUAUUGAAAUUAAACUCAACUGGUGGGGUAUUUGAAGGGAUGAGAACAGCCAGAGCAGUCAUAUCGGUUGGGAAAGCAAUUGAACUGGAAUUUCGUUCCGAACAAUUAAUCCGUAAUGAAAUGCAUACAUUUAAAAAUGUUUCUACUAAGCCUCAUGUAUUUAAAAAGUACGUAUGGUCAGCAAAAAAAAGAUUAAGAGAUCACAAUAUAGAAAAAUCUAAAAUUGAAUGGCCUCAAGCUGCUAGGGCACAAAUUGGAUCAAUUAUGAUUUCAACCCUAUUGCAUGUGGCCAAAGUUAAUGUUAGAGGUCAUGACCCAAAAACUAAUAAAUAUGUUUACGGAGAACUGCCUGCAUUUUCACAUAGUUAUCAAUACCAUAAUGGUGCAAAGAUUGGUGUAUUAAAAAUCCACAAAUCGUUAAUCAAACAAUUAAAUGGUGAAAGGCUAGCUACCUCAGUCCAGCCUCAACAAAUGCCAAUGAUUGUAAAACCUAGAAAGUGGGUUAGUUGGAAUUCGGGUGGGUAUCAUUACUCUCAGUCCAUAUUAAUCAGAACGAGAGAUUCACCUGAACAGGUAGCUUAUCUAAAAGCUGUUUCUGAGGAAAAUUUGAUUCCAACGAUUUACUCUGGUUUAAACGUUAUUGGCUUAACAGGAUGGACUGUUAAUAGGAAAGUAUUUAAUGUUUUAUCCGAAGUUUGGAAUACCGGUAAACAAUUUUUAGAUAUACCGGGCAUUCAAGAUGAUAUGGUGGUUUUACCUCCUCUGCCAAGUAACGCUGAACCAGAAGAAGUUAGAGAAUGGAAAUUGAAAAAUAAAGAAAUUGCUAAUAAAAUUUCUUCCGAUAGAUCAGUUAGAUGUGAUUCAAACUAUAAAUUGGAAAUCGCAAGAGCAUUUUUAGGUGAGAAAAUAUAUUUCCCACAUAAUUUAGAUUUUAGAGGUCGUGCAUACCCAUUGUCACCUCAUUUUAACCAUUUAGGGAAUGAUAUGAGUAGAGGUUUGCUAAUUUUCUGGAAAGGCCGUAGAUUAGGGCCACAAGGUUUAAAAUGGUUGAAAGUUCAUCUUGCAAAUCUUUUUGGUUACGAUAAAGCUUCUUUGGAUGAUCGUAUUGCUUUUGCUAAUCAGCAUAUUGAAGACUUAAAAGAUUCUGCGGAACAUCCUUUAGAUGGUAAAGGCUGGUGGCAGUCAGCUGAUAAGCCUUGGCAAGCAUUAGCAACGUGUAUGGAAUUAAAUGAAGCUUUCAAGCUAGAAAAUCCUGAAGAUUUUAUUUCACAUCAACCAGUUCAUCAAGAUGGUACAUGCAAUGGUUUACAACAUUAUGCUGCACUAGGUGGUGAUGUGGAGGGUGCAAUUCAAGUUAAUCUUGUCCCAAGUCCUAAACCUCAAGAUGUUUACAAUCAUGUUGCGAAAUUGGUGGAAGCUAGAUUAGAUGUUGCCGCAAAAGAAGGUGACGAAACUGCCAAAAUUUUACAAGGUAAAAUUACCAGAAAGGUAGUUAAACAAACAGUAAUGACAAACGUCUAUGGUGUUACUUUUAUCGGUGCUACGAGACAAAUUGCUAAACAAUUAACCGAAAAAUUUGAUGACAAACAACUAGCGUUUGAAUAUGGGGGCUAUUUAGCAAAGCAUGUUUUUGCUGCUAUUAGAGAAUCUUUCAAGGGUGCACAUGAAAUCCAAGAUUGGCUAGGUGAAUGUUCAAAAAGAAUCUCUAGAGCAAUUCGUUUAGAUGUAGAUUCAAAAUCAUUUAGAAAUGGUAAUAAACCAGAUUUUAUGUCAUCAGUUAUUUGGACUACUCCAUUGGGCCUACCAAUCGUUCAACCUUACCGUGAUGAAUCUAAAAAGCAAAUAAAAACCAAUUUACAAACAAUCUUUAUUGCUGAUCCACUUGCUGUAAAUCCUGUCAAUGCUCGUAGACAGAAAUCAGGGUUUCCUCCCAAUUUUAUACAUUCAUUGGACGCAUCCCAUAUGCUACUUUCUGCUACUAAAUGUGGUGAGCAUGGUUUAGAUUUUGCAUCUGUUCAUGAUUCAUAUUGGACACAUGCAUGUGAUGUUGAUAAAAUGAAUUACCUUUUAAGAGAAGAAUUCAUAAAAUUGCAUGAAGUUGAUUUGAUUGAAAGAUUAAAGACUGAAUUUAACCAAAGAUAUAAGGAUUAUUUACAGGUGUGCAAAAUACCGAGAACUUCUCCUCUUGCACGUAAAAUUGUUGAAUGCCGUAAACAAUUGUCCACUAAACUGGGCAGGCCUGCUACAUUAGCUGAUGAAAUACAUGAAGAGAAGAUUCGUAAAGAAUUAUUAAAUUCAAUCGAGUCUGAAAAACAGGAAGCAGGAAAAAAUAUGGUAACAACUGUUUCAAUUGCUGAAGAUUACAAAGAUAUAGAUACUUUAUUGAAAGCUACAGCUUGUCAUAUGCCUAUUCUAACCCCAUUAACUCUGCCUCCAAUUCCAACGAAAGGUCAAUUUGACGUUCAAGAAUUAAGGAAGAGUGCAUAUUUUUUCUCAUAA
Molecule: messenger RNA, 4059 nt
Organism: Henningerozyma blattae CBS 6284
Lineage: Eukaryota; Fungi; Ascomycota; Saccharomycetes; Saccharomycetales; Saccharomycetaceae
Gene: RPO41
Product: DNA-directed RNA polymerase
Exons: 1
Coding region: 1-4059 (1352 amino acids)
Biological process (GO): mitochondrial transcription
Cellular component (GO): mitochondrial DNA-directed RNA polymerase complex
Molecular function (GO): DNA-directed RNA polymerase activity; mitochondrial promoter sequence-specific DNA binding
Source: RefSeq, a predicted model, not a curated record